Messenger RNA from Corapipo altera (White-ruffed manakin), 613 nucleotides. Its product is annotated as kelch-like protein 10. NCBI's taxonomy places the organism in Eukaryota, Metazoa, Chordata, Aves, Passeriformes, Pipridae. Bases 122 to 520 code for a protein of 132 amino acids. The record is from RefSeq and is a predicted model, not a curated record. Gene Ontology annotation, molecular function: protein binding. The transcript has 2 exons.
GUGCAUCUGUGGUGGGUUUGAUGGUGAUCAGUGCCUGAGCUCAGCUGAAGUGUUUGACCCUGCCACAAACCAGUGGUCCCUGAUCGCCCCGAGGAGCAGCAGGAGGAGCGGGGUUGGGGUGAUGGCGCACGGGAACCAGGUGUACGCGGUCGGAGGGUUUGAUGGAAACAGCCAGCUCCAGACCGUGGAAGCGUAUAACCCCGUCACCAACGCCUGGCAUGCCGUGCCCUCCAUGCUAAACCCACGCAGCAACUUUGGCAUCGAGGUGAUGGACGGCCUGUUGUUUGUGGUCGGGGGCUUUACCGGGUUCAGCACCACCGUGGCUGUCGAGUUCUACAAGGAGGACACCAACGAGUGGUACGACGCCCACAGCAUGAGCAUCAGCCGCAGCGCCGUCAGCUGCUGCGUGGUGCCAGGGCUCUCCAACGUCAUGGAGUACAUCAUCAGGCCACACUACUACCGGCACAACAACUCCACGGACAUCUCGUUCAGCACUUCAACUCGGAGCGCGCCAUUGUAAAUAGUUCCCCCUUAGCUAAGUCUUGUGAUCAACCACCACUGGAUGCUCCUGCAAAUAGUCCUGCUGAGCCAAUAAAGUCUUCUGAGCAUCCCA